Cyprinus carpio (common carp) is the source of this 2678-nucleotide messenger RNA. RefSeq names its product calcium voltage-gated channel auxiliary subunit gamma 3a (gene cacng3a). Gene Ontology annotation, biological process: neurotransmitter receptor transport, postsynaptic endosome to lysosome; neurotransmitter receptor internalization; calcium ion transport. NCBI's taxonomy places the organism in Eukaryota, Metazoa, Chordata, Actinopteri, Cypriniformes, Cyprinidae. Gene Ontology annotation, molecular function: channel regulator activity; voltage-gated calcium channel activity. The record is from RefSeq and is a predicted model, not a curated record. Gene Ontology annotation, cellular component: AMPA glutamate receptor complex; postsynaptic density membrane.
CAUACUGGGUUUAUUCGAGGGAAUAUCGAGAAAACCUAACACCACCGUAAUGUCUUUUGGGAAAAAGUUUUUCUUGGAGUUGAUUUUGAAUGUAUAAGGUAAGUUUGAAGCGUUAAAAGGAGAAUUUAGCCUACCUAAAUGAAGGAGAUAAACCCCAAUGAUCUUUCUCACUUUGCGCGUAAAAGCGCACCGGAUGAGGAACGCGUGCCAAAACUUAUCGAAAAAGUCACUGUCACAAUCGCAGACAUGUGAGACUUCAUCAACACGCGUGAAUAUGGAUAAGCCGUGCUAAGUGUACACUGAUGCCAGAGAGCCGGGUGCAGGAUGAAGGUGUGUAAUCGUGGAGUGCAGAUGCUCCUCACCACGGCGGGGGCUUUCGCGGCCUUCAGCUUGAUGACCAUCGCGGUGGGCACCGACUACUGGCUGUACUCGCGUGGAGUCUGCAGGACCAAAAGCGUCAAUGACAAUGACACCAACCGAAAGAACGAAGAGGUACUUACGCACUCGGGACUCUGGAGACAGUGUUGCAUGGAAGGCAUAUUUAAAGGGGUUUGUAAAAACAUUGAUCAUUUUCCAGAGGAUGCAGAUUAUGAACAAGACGCUGCAGAAUAUCUACUGCGUGCUGUGCGCGCCUCGAGUCUUUUCCCUAUACUGAGUGUGGGACUGCUGUUCAUUGGUGGAGUGUGUGUUGCUGCCAGUGAGUUCUACAAGAGCCGACACAAUGUCAUCCUGAGCGCAGGCAUCUUUUUUGUCUCAGCUGGCCUUAGCAACAUUAUUGGCAUUAUCGUGUACAUCUCAUCCAACGCUGGCGACCCUAACCAGAGCGAGUCGAAGCGCAGUCACUGGUACGGCUGGAGCUUCUACUGCGGCGCUCUUUCCUUCAUCAUAGCGGAGAUUGUUGGGGUCCUGGCCGUGCACCUGUUCAUCGAUACGCACCGUGCGCUGAGAUUGCGUUCGCAUCGCACACUCCAAACCAGCACGCAUCCCCUACAGCAUCGGCGCUCGAGCAGCUACCGUUCCCGCUACCGCUGGAGGCAGAGUCAAAACCGCUCCUCAGACUCCCGAUCGCGCGAACCCUCUCCGGCACCGGCGGCCGGUCCCGGGAACGACCUCGGGCUUUACGCGCUGGGACGCGGACUUCCACCAACAGCUGCUCACGCGCUCGCGCACAACACACUCAGCGCCGGGCGUGGUUUUGCACAUUUUCAUAACUCUGUCAUCGCUAAAAACAACUUUGCAAAUCCUUAUGUGUUCACCAUGCAGAACUCGUUGAAAUCAGAAAGAGGGCUUUCGCACAUACAGAACUCGUUGAGUACCGAGAAUGGCUUUGCGUUUGCAAAUGCACAUGGCCAACAUUCUGUCAAACCUGAAAAUGGAGUCGUGCUGUCGCAGAACUAUAAACUAAACUCAGUUAAUCCCAGUAAAAGCCCAGUGCAUGCACAAAAUUCUGGGAAUGACAAUUCACCAGUGCAAAAUGCUGUAAAAGAGCCUUCAUAUAUGUCUCAUAGUAGCACUGCGUCAAGAAGAACAACUCCUGUGUAAAAAAAAGAAAAAGAAGAAGAAAAAGGACAUAUGCUGCUAUAUUAUGCUAUAUGAAGUUCAUGAAUAUUAGCUAAUUCCUUCACUGAAUAUGUGCAUAUUAUUUGCUUUUAGCUUCAUGUACUAAAUGAAGUGGAUUGACUCUGGAAAAAAAAACAAAUACUAAUGGUGCUGUUUAUUAUGUCCUCUGCUGCCUUGUCCUUGGAACUUUUCCGGAUGCAAUACUCUCAAUGGCCACAUGAGCAGCAAAGGGCAACUGUUAUGUCAAAACACACUGGACCUUUUUCACUGAUGACGUUUUUGACCACGUAAAUGUAGAAAAGCAUUUUAUAUUUUCAUUUUAAAAAUUUCAUGUACAUAGAAAUUUGCCCAAGUAUGGUGACUUAUGAGAACCCCGGAAAUUUGAAAAGGGUCCACUGGCUCAUUCAUCAUUUCUAGAUCCAUAUUAUGACUGAUAAAAUCAAUCCACUCUACUUCUCCACUAGAUCUUCUCUGAUAAUAUAAUACAUUAUUCUCAUUCCAGUGGUCCAGUGAUCAGCAAAAAAAGCUUCAAAAAAGUGUUAAAACGUUGUUUAGAGCAUUCGGUUUUUAGUGUAGAUUUGAUGUAACCUAUUCCAUUGGAAAAGUUAAUAUACAGUUUUUAUACAAAUUAACAGACAAUACAACUGAUAGGACAGAUGGCCUGGAGCAACGGGGUUAAGUGGAUUGAUUUUACACUCAAUGAGGACAGAAAAGGAUGGUGGCAUUAGUGUCAGGGUCAUGCAUGACUAUGACUGAACCUUGAACUUUACAUUUGCAUGUUAGCCAAUCAGAAAACGCUGUCUUGCUACCUCAAUUAUUUGGCGUGUUCAAGUUUGCUUACACCAGGUUUGUUGUCACAUCUUUGGAAAGUAGAGCAGGAAAAUAUGAAAAACGAAGUACAGCAUUUUCUAUUAAUUUCUCAUUUCUUAUUAUUAAUAUUAAAACAGUUGUGCUGCUUAAUAUUUUAGUGAAAACUGUGAUACAUUUUUUUCCGGAUUCUUUGUUGACUAAAGUUUAAAAGAACAACAUUUAUUUGACUUUGAAAUCUUUAAUAACAUUAUAAAAGUCUUUACUGUUACUUUUAAUCAAUUUAAUGUGUCAUUGCUGAAUAAAAGUAU